AUGAAGGUGGUGGGCGGUGGAGACAAUGCUGCAGUUUUGGUCAGGCCAGUUGUAUCUUCAUCUGAAUGUAACCCAUUGGGCAGCACGAGCACGCAGCAAGAAAAAGUCAGGAUGAUCACUUCACGUUGUAUAACUGACGAAUGCACUUCUAAUCCUCCUGCAUGUGCAAAAAUGGUUGACGCUUUGUCCAGGACAUCUGCAUGCGCAACAGAAUGUAACUACAUGGGCAGCAUGAGUCUACAGCAAGUACAAUUCCAGAUGGGCACCUCAUGUUAUGGCGCUAACAAUUGCACUCUUAGCACCACACUACCAACACAAAGCUCUACCCUCAAUGGCCUGGUCUGCCCAUCCUGUGUAUCUGCUAACUCUACCUGGUGUUACACUGAUGAUACCAUACAGUGCACAGGGAAUGAGAAUAUGUGUCUUUUUCUGCAGUCAACACAAGAAUCAGGAUCAAUGUCAACUUCAACAGCCUUUCGAGGGUGUGCAACGAAGUCCCUCUGUGAUCUUGGCAGUCAGUCCCAAAAUAAGACAGGAUUAUCCACUGAAGUCAAGUUUAACUGCACGAGAGCCAGCAUCACCAUUGGCAGCACCACCAGUAGCACCAUCGGCAGCAUAAGUGUCCAUAAAGUCGUCCUGACUCAAGUCAUUGUGUUUUUUCUACUGCUCAAAUUGAUCUUCUAA
Messenger RNA from Bufo bufo (common toad), 684 nucleotides. Its product is annotated as phospholipase A2 inhibitor 25 kDa subunit-like. Lineage: Eukaryota; Metazoa; Chordata; Amphibia; Anura; Bufonidae. The record is from RefSeq and is a predicted model, not a curated record. Bases 1 to 684 code for a protein of 227 amino acids. The transcript has 5 exons.